Molecule: messenger RNA, 3477 nt
Organism: Gastrolobium bilobum
Lineage: Eukaryota; Viridiplantae; Streptophyta; Magnoliopsida; Fabales; Fabaceae
Exons: 8
Coding region: 1-3477 (1158 amino acids)
Biological process (GO): transmembrane transport
Cellular component (GO): plasma membrane
Molecular function (GO): transmembrane transporter activity
Source: RefSeq, a predicted model, not a curated record
AUGGCUGAUUCUAGCUCAUUUAUCCUUCCUCAAGAUAUUUCUCGGCUCACGAUAACUAGUUCCACUGCUACUGUUGUGCAUACAGGUAAUAGCGUUGCUGGUUUCACUCAAAGUUCAUCAUUUGGUCAUUGGAUUCUUGAUUCUAGUGCCUCUGAUCAUAUUUCUGGUAAUAAAUCUUUGUUUUUCUCUCUUUCUACCUCUGGUUAUUUGCCUGCUGUCACUAUGGCUAAUGGUUCUCAGGCUCAGUCUCAUGGGAUUGGAACAGAUCGAAAUUUGGGGAGAACAAUUGGUAGCGGAUUUGAGUCCAAUGGCCUUUACCUGCUCUCCAGCUCCUCUCAUGUUUAUUCUGUACCGUAUUCUUUCUUGUUUCCUCAUCAGUCUUUACAUUCAUUACCCCUUCGUAUUUUUGGUUCUACUUGUUUUGUCCAUGAACUCGGUCCCAAUCGUGACAAGUUGUCUGCCAAAUCCCACAAAUGUGUGUUCCUCGGUUACACCCGGACACAAAAAGGUUAUCGGUGUUACUCUCCUAGUCUCCAUCGCUCUUUUGUCUCGGCGGAUGUUACUUUCUUUGAGUCUGUGCCAUUUUUUGGCUCCACCUCCGUUCUCGAUGACUCUGUUGAUACUCAGUUACCUUUACUCUCUGUUCCAAUUCAAUAUGUUCCGGCACCAGAUUCUACACCACCACUGCCUGCACCAGAUUCCACACCACCACCGCCUAUUGUCACUUCUCCAUAUGUCCCAGCACCAGAUCCUCCUCUCCAGGUUUAUCAUCGUCGGCCACAUCCACCCAUACCCCAAGACAUUGAUAAGGUUCCUAUGGACUCAUAUCUGCCGUCAUCAACUCCUGCGGUUUCGGUCCUGCCCUUUGAAAUUGACCUACCCAUUCCUCUCCGAAAAGGUACUCGUAAUAUUCGUCCUCCACCCAGGUAUUCAAUAAAUAUGAGUUAUCAUCACCUUUCUCCAUCACUUUUUGCUUGUCUUUCUUCUUUGUCUUCUGUAUCUGUUCCUAAGACUACAAGUGAGGCAUUAUCCCAUCCCGGAUGGCGACAGGCUAUGAUUGACGAGAUGUGUGCACUUCAUGGCAGUGGUACUUGGGAUCUGGUUCCUCUUCUCUCUGGAAAAUCUGUUGUUGGAUGUAGAUGGAUAUUUACUGUCAAGGUUGGUCCUGAUGGACAAGUGGAUCAUCUCAAAGCACGUUUGGUGGCCAAGGGAUAUACUCAGGUGUUUGGUGAAGAUUAUGGAGAUACAUUUUCCCCUGUGGCAAAAAUGGCGUCUGUUCGCAUCUUUAUUACUAUGGCUGUUAUUCGUCAUUGGCCCCUUUAUCAAUUGGAUGUCAAAAAUGCUUUCCUCAAUGGUGAUGACCAUCAAGGCAUUACUCAGUUAAAACAACAUCUCAGUCAUCACUUUCAGACAAAGGAUCUUGGAAGACUACGAUAUUUCUUGGGAAUUGAAGUGGCUCAAUCCAAGGAUGGUAUUGUGAUAUCUCAGAGGAAAUAUGCUAUGGACAUUCUAGAGGAGACAACUUUGUUGAAUGCUAAGCCCGUCGAUACCCCCAUGGAUCCAAAUGUCAAGCUUAUGCCAAAUCAAGGGGAGCUAUUUUCAGAUCCAGAAAGUGUAGUAAGUCAGUUCUUGAAUUCUCCUCGUGAAGAUCAUUGGAAUGCAGUGAUCCGUAUCCUCAAGUACAUCAAGAAUGCUCCAGAGAUGGUGAAUGAGAAUUAUUCUUCAGAAGGCCAAGAUUCUUCAGUAAACCUUCCUCAAUCUUCUUCCACCAAAAAGAAGCAGGGAGGAUGGAGAGCAGUCAGAUAUAUUCUUGGGAACGAGACAUUCGAGAAGUUGGCUUCUAUGAGUUUGAUAGCCAACUUAGUGGUGUACCUGCAUACCCAAUACAACAUAGACACUUCAGUUUCAGCAGAGGUGUUCAACCUAUGGUCCGGUUUCACAAAUUUUCUGCCAUUAGUUGGUGCUUACGUAGCUGAUGCUUAUGUGGGAAAGUUUAAUACGCUCUUGGUUAGCAGUGUGGCAUCAUUUCUGGGUAUGGGAUUCAUAUCUCUAGGUGCUGGUAUACCAUCUUUAAGACCUCCAAGCUGCCCUACUCAUUCUGAUUGCACACAACCCAAUGGCACACAGCUUGCUGUUUUGUAUGUGGGGCUUGGAUUGUUUGCAGUAGGCUCUGGAGGCCUAAGACCCUGCAACAUUGCCUUUGGAGCUGAUCAAUUUGAUACCAAAACAGAAAAAGGGAGAGCUCAAUUAGAGAGCUUCUGUAAUUGGUGGUACUUUUUGUUCACAGUUGCCCUUUUGGUUGCUCUUACUUUAGUAGUGUACAUUCAGACAAAUAUAAGCUGGUUUCUGGGUUUUAUCAUUCCCACUGUGUGCUUUGCCUUCUCUCUAACCAUUUUCCUACUGGGACACAACACUUAUGUUUGCUUGAAGCCCAAAGGAAGCAUCAUGUGUGACUUGGUCAAAGUAAUUGUUGCUGCAUAUAGGAAACGCCAUGUUGAUUUGAAGAAAGAUUCUGGACUCUUAUUUUAUUAUCCACCACCUAGUUCUGAGUCAGAACCAAGGAUAACAAAGCUUGCUCACACCAAUAGGUUCAGUUUCUUUGAUAAAGCUUCUGUGAUUACAAACCCAAGUGAAAUUGACAACAGUGGAAAAUCCAUUGAUAGUUGGAGGUUAUGCAGUGUGCAACAAGUAGAAGAAUUGAAAUCCAUAUUAAAUACAUUACCUGUUUGGUUAGCAGGAAUUGUAUGCUUCCUCUCUAUGGGACAAGCAAACUCCUUUGGUAUACUUCAGGCAUUGCAAACAAACAAAUCGAUUGGACCCCAUUUCAGUGUUCCACCAGCUUGGAUGGGUCUAGUACCCAUGAUUGCUCUUUCCUUAUGGAUUUACCUUUAUGAGAAAAUCUAUGUCCCUUGGACUAAGAAAACAACCAAAAAGGGUAAGAGGUUGUCAAUUGAACAAAGAAUGUUGAUUGGAAUCCUGCUCUCCAUUGCCGGCAUGGCGGUUUCCGGCCUAGUAGAGGUGCGCCGCCGCGGCGAUGCAAUGAAACAUGACUCAUUUGAAUCACCAACAAGCAUUUGGUGGCUUGUGCCACAGUUUGCUUUAUCUGGGUUGGUUGAAGCCUUUGCUGCAAUUCCCAUGAUGGAGUUACUGACCUCAUACUGGCCUGAGAGCAUGAAAACAUUAGGAGGGGCUGUGUUUUUUCUCAGUUUAUCCAUUGCCAAUUACUUGAGCACCAUUCUUAUAAGGAUCAUAGUGGUAGUAACAACGAGACAUGGCAGAACACCGUGGUUAGGGGGCAAUGACUUGAAUAAGAAUAGGCUUGAGUACUUCUACUACACCAUUUUGGUUCUUGGAGUGUUGAAUUUAUUGUACUUUCAAUUCUUCGCUCGUCGUUAUUUAUACAGCGAGGUGCUCCAAAGACAGAGUAAAAAUGAAGCAGAAGAAGAAGAAAAUGGAUCAUCAAUCAUAGCAGCCUAA